AUGGCUUCUCCGAAGAUCACUUUUUACACGAACCACCGAUGCCCGUGGGCACAUCGGGCUCAUAUAGUCAUCAAGGAGUUGGGUCUGCCGUAUGAGGAGGUGAUUAUUGAUUUGGACAAGCCGAGAGAGCCAUGGUAUUUGGAGGUUAAUCCGCGCGGUCUCGUCCCCGCCAUCAAAAUCUCCGAUGGAUCCCUAAACGACGAAAUCAUCACCGAGUCGGGCAUCGUCGCGCAAUUUCUCGCAGACGCCUACCCGUCCCAUCUCGUCCCCGCUUCGGGCGACCCCAAGUCUGCCCUGAAGCGCGCCCGCAUCAACUUCUUCGUGGACACGUGGUUCAGCAAGGCCGGAUCCCACUGGUUCCAGAUCGCGCAGAAAGACACGCAGGAGGAGAAGGAAGCGCUCGCCAAGGACUUCGUCAGCAUUGUUGCCAAGGAGAUUGAGCCUCUACUGAAGGAUGCCGCGCCUUUCUUCGGGGGUAGCGAGAAGUUGACAUUGGCCGAGGCGCUCACUGCCCCUUUCAUCCUCCGCAUCUACACGUUCGCAAAACAUGGCAUCCUGCCGGAGUCUGUCCUCACGGGACUGAACGCAUUGCCCAACUUUGCCAAGUGGGCUGCAGAAGUCAUCAAGCAUGAGAGCGUCACGUACAUCUUUAACGAGGACAAGGUGAUUGAAGGGGCACUAAAGAGAUUCCCGUCGCUCAAGGCUCAGAAGAAAUAG
This is a messenger RNA of Westerdykella ornata, 717 nucleotides long. RefSeq names its product glutathione-S-transferas-like protein omega 1. Gene Ontology annotation, cellular component: cytoplasm. Bases 1 to 717 code for a protein of 238 amino acids. The record is from RefSeq and is a predicted model, not a curated record. NCBI's taxonomy places the organism in Eukaryota, Fungi, Ascomycota, Dothideomycetes, Pleosporales, Sporormiaceae. The transcript has 3 exons.